Symbiodinium sp. CCMP2592 is the source of this 456-nucleotide messenger RNA. Lineage: Eukaryota; Dinophyceae; Suessiales; Symbiodiniaceae. The record is from the annotation of a GenBank genome assembly.
AUGGUUGCUUUCAUUGGUCUUGCCGGGACAUCCGCUGGCGAGCUGUACUCGUCGGAGGCGCUGUCAGGGUCGAUGACUCCUCGCAGUGAUGAUGAGGAUCGGCUGCAUCCGUCCCUGGAUGCAAAACCUGAACAUCGGCGGAGCCUGCAAGUGUUCUUCAGCUCCAUCACGGAAAAGAUGCAGAGCAGCAGUGCCUCCAGCGCAUCAACGGCCAGCGACGAGUCCAAGGAGCAUGAUGCUUACGACGGCAGCGACGGGACCGACACAAGUUCAGGCUGUGAUGGAAACUGCCGACCGUGUCUGUUCUUCUACAAGAAGAGGGGGUGCAACCGUCAGCCAUGCAACUUCUGCCACGCAGAAGUUCAUCGCUGGCGGACACGAGAGUACCAACGAACCCGCAGUCUGAAGCAUUUCGCAGAGAAGAAGGCAAACACAAGUAACGGAGGGCAAGCUUAA